Messenger RNA from Stylonychia lemnae, 2184 nucleotides. NCBI's taxonomy places the organism in Eukaryota, Ciliophora, Spirotrichea, Sporadotrichida, Oxytrichidae. The record is from the annotation of a GenBank genome assembly.
AUGCAAGAAGGACACCAGAACCCUAAGUUGAGUAAUCCUUUCAUGAAUCUUCAAGGAUACUCUGGUUAUGGCGGAUAUCAACAAUAACCUAGAAGCAUGUCGUUCCAAUCUUAUCCUGAAAUCGAAAAUCAACAAAUUUCGGGUAGAUCAGAACGUUUUGGAUCUCAUUCUGAACUUUUAUAAUCAAACAUAAUCUCACAACAUCUGCCCCAUCAGUAUAAUCAGUUUCAAUUGCCUUAACACCAAUUCAUCGAUUUUCCUCAAAAUUAAUACCAAAUGGGAUAAAAUAUGGGAUUUUUGCCGAAAAACUCUUAAAGCUAUUAGAAUAAUCAGCAUCCUAUUAAACAUACUUCACUUUUCGCAAGCUAUUAGCAAAAUAAAAUUGAAAGAGCCCCAGAAUUCAUGACUGUAACAGUGAUACCUCUGGAAGCACAUCUUAAUCCUUAUGAUAUGAUGGUAGAAGUUAACUCAGACAUCGACAAAAACCUAAAGCAAAUAUUUGCGAACCAAAAAUAUUGGCAGCCGGUUUUCGCCAAUCACUCACCCUUGAUACCUCCUCAUUUCAGCCUAAAAUGUGAAGGCUAUUAAUUCCCCAAGAAUCCAAAUGCUUUGCCAGUCGAAUAAUUCUGUGUAUCACAUUUCUUUGGACCUCUAGUUGUUGCAUUAUAAACUGAAACAGCCCCACCAGUGCUAAAGAAUUUCUAUCCCAGCUUUCUUGAUUUUCUUCGUGCUAUUAAUGAAGAAGAGGGGCGUAAUUACCCGCCACCUCCAAUUCCUUCAAUAUUAAAUAACCCUCCCUUUUUACCAACAACAGGAGACGAUAUCAAUAUGCCUUAGAGAUUUGAUAUAUAAUUCAUGACAUAAAAUUUGGUUAGGGUAUUAUAAGAGUCAAGUCUUGAAACAUUUUAAAAGAGAUUGGAACUUUACUUGAAGUCCAUAAAUCCGAUAAUAUUCUAUAUCUACAGAUAUAAGACAUCUUUUUGCGCUAACAAGUCUAAAGAUCAUGAUUGGAAUUUUUGCGUGUAUGCGCAUAAGCCUUUUGAUUUCCGACGACCUCCUGAUAAGAUCUAUUAUCUGCCAGAGAAAUGCAAAAACUAUAAUCAAGAGACUGGCCAGGGUUGUCGUGAAGAUUGCUAGUUCUCACACACCACUUUUGAGAGACUUUACCAUCCGAAUCAAUAUAAAACGAAUCCUUGCCAGUAAUUUGGCAAAAAGAGAAAGACAUGCUAGAAGGGGGAGCUGUGUGCGUUUGUACAUUAUGAGUACGAGCAAAGACAUAUCCCUUCUUGCGACAAAAUGAUUCUUUUUGAAAGAUUAAAGAGGCUCAUUAAUUAAGGCUUUUAAUAGUCUGGCCUCCAUUUUAUUAUCCUUCCAAACUUACCGGAAAUGACAGAGGAAGAGUUAAGACAUUUGCAGAGGAUUACUGAACAAUAAGCAACUAAUAUCCCUAUCAAUAAUUUAUCAACCAACACAUCCUCUCAAAUUGUUAACAAUCAGGCAAAGUUUGAAAUUUCAUCUCCCUUGAUGAAUAAUUUUGCAACCUCAAACGGAAACUUGUAAUAUUAGAAUGAUUUCUCUAUUCUAGAACUAGCAUCUUUAAGUUUAAAAUCUAAAGCCUUUACACCUAGCUACAAGAAAGCCUCAUCUUGCAACAGUCAGCCAGAUGACUAUCAUGGAUUAGAACUGAUAAAUUAAAGCCCUGAGAAAAUAUCUGAAAUAGAUGUGGAUAAAAUAUCAUUGGAGCUGCGUAAUAUUCAGCCAGAGCACCUCAUGAUUCAACCAAAAUCUCCUAUAAGACACCAGUCCUCAUCAUAAACUAACCUGAACUAUUAAUAUCUUAUUGAAGCCUAAGAGUUAACUUGUAAAUAAAAUGAUGAUGACCAGGAAUCAGAGAUGUAUUAAGUAAUUAUGAAAAGUAAGGAUCUAAUUAAACCCCAUGAAGACUCUUAAACUCGCACUAGCAGUAGAUUUCAGCAAUUUUUUGACAAGAUGGCAACAAGUGACGAUUAGUCCAGAAAAGGGACUGAGAACUCCAACCUUGCAUCUUACGAUGAAAAUGCAGCUGAAGAAGAAGAGCAUGAAGACAAUGAUGGUGCAGACGACGUUUUUCAUAGAGAUAUAUUCUAAAUGAACAUAGAAAACAUCGGAAUUAAUUAUCUGAAAGAUUAACACAGUGACUUUUGA